This is a messenger RNA of Phlebotomus papatasi, 4488 nucleotides long. It is a transcript of the gene aop, whose product is annotated as ets DNA-binding protein pokkuri. The record is from RefSeq and is a predicted model, not a curated record. The transcript is spliced from 6 exons. Gene Ontology annotation, biological process: regulation of transcription by RNA polymerase II; cell differentiation. Lineage: Eukaryota; Metazoa; Arthropoda; Insecta; Diptera; Psychodidae. Bases 1089 to 2729 code for a protein of 546 amino acids. Gene Ontology annotation, cellular component: nucleus. Gene Ontology annotation, molecular function: sequence-specific DNA binding; DNA-binding transcription factor activity, RNA polymerase II-specific.
GUUCCGUAGUCAGUCGGGCAGUAGUCGAUGGUCUUUCGUCGACGCACGACGAAAAGUUCUCUUCUUGACUUGAAAGCACGGGUCGAAACAGUGUGGAUUAUACGGCAACAGCAUACAGUACGAUUUUGUUCAUCCCAAACAUAAGAUUUUGUUUUUCUUUUCUUUUCGGAAUACCAUUCGGUAAAGGGAGGUCCAAUCAUUUUGCUACAAGUUCACAUGGUGAUUUAAACCAAAACAAAAAAAAACGGAUAUUUUAGCUCUUGUGAACGGUUCAAAGUGCAGGGAUCUCAGAGUGACGGAUAUUUUUGCAUUCGGCAAAAAAAAAACGAGGUAGAGAUAAAUCAAAGUACAAAGAGUAACUGUAAUCACUAAGAAGGGUGAAACAUAGCAAAAUUGAGGAUAAUUCCUUGUUGUGCUCCUUGUGUGGUGUUUCAUGUGCAAAACUGUGCGUUUCUUACCAUCCUUGGACGGAACUCAAUAUCAGCCAAAAAGGGAUCCCCCUAAGGAGUACAAAGGUGUCAACAAAAUUGUGCCCAAUAAUUUAGCGGGAUUGAAAAUCUCUUUGGAGUGAUUUAACAGACCACAGAAGACGUGAAAGAAACAUUCUCAAGAAUCCAAAAAAAUAAAUAAAAACUUAGUGCUUCGAUGGUGUAUUUUUCUCGUGAGAUAUGUACAUCGUAAAAAUUAAAUGUUAAUCAAGGGGAGAAAACAAAUGAGAUUUUAUAAAUAGAGAUUUAUCCACCUACACAGUGUAUUUGAGAUUAGCCUUAAGUUUAUGGCUAUUUAAGACAGGAAAAUCUCCACACAAGAUUCAUCAUCCGGAAGUUGAUAUAUUAUUUGCCAACAAUUGAUUGUGAGUGUGUGUUUUCAUAAACGACAAAUGUACUAUUUUAGACACAAAGUGCUCGAGGGAAGUGUUUUAUGGAUUUUCCACUGUAAUAGAGCAAAUACGAAUGCUUAAGAAUAUCAUAUCUUUCAACUAUAUCGCUGCUACAAGUGACUGGAUUACGUAUCUGUUCAACAGACAAAUCAACAAAUAGAUUCAACUAUCAAAUCAGAAGGAAACUCUUUCACACUUGGAUCACACAAUGAAACUACUACCGAUACCACCACUGCCGGCACUUGGAGCUCCGCCACCACUUGGUAUCUGGGGACAGGCUUCCGAGAUGCUCUGGCGAUUUCCACAUGUGCCCAACCCACUCAAUCCGCUCAAUGAGCUCAAGACACAGCUUCCUGCACAGUUGACGACAGAUCCACGAUUGUGGACACGGGAGGAUGUCGGGGUGUUCCUGAGGUGGUGCGAGAGGGAGUUCGAUUUGCCAAAAUUCGAAAUGGAUCUCUUCCAAAUGAACGGCAAAGCACUGUGCCUUCUGACCAAAACAGAUCUCGCGGAACGAAUUCCGGGAGCUGGUGAUAUACUCCACAAUGUCUUGCACAUGCUCGUGCGAGAUUCACAGCUGCUGCAUCGAUAUCUGCCCAAUAGUCCGGUGACACCAACAAGCCGAUAUCCCCUAUCACCGCACAGUCAACCCCCAACGCCAAACUGGACACAACUAGCACCUCCGGACAGUCCGCUGCUCCAUUCUGUGCACCUGCAACACCUGAUGACCUCCAAUUCCGUGACGCUGAGUCCCGCCCCAUCCGUCGACUCUCAGGGAAGUCCGCCACGGCAGCAAGAUGGUGCUCAGGCAGAGUACACAAAUGGGAGCAGUAGUAGCAACAGCAAUGGCGUCGUAACGAAUGGUGCCGGAAGUUCUGGCAGUGCACAGUCCGAGUCUGACGAGGACACCUUCACAUAUGGCGGUGUCAAACGCGAAGCAACCACCAGCAAUGGGAACACAACUAGCCCACCGGUCACACCUCUGCGCAAGGAGCCACCAAAUCUGCCACAACAAAUAAAUGCCGUGAUGAACUCAUGGUCAAAUCAGCUGACGGAGAAAUCGGCGUCAGCGCCAAAUACACCUGGUGCCUUCCUGCCCGUCAAGACCGAAUUCUUCCCCGUGAAGAAUGAGUUCUUCCCAAGUGACUCACCAGAGCCCAACACAAAUGGUCGGCUCCUGUGGGACUUCCUGCAGCAACUUCUCAAUGAUCCCGCCCAAAGGUACAGCAGUUACAUUGCGUGGAAAUGCAGAGAUACGGGUGUCUUCAAGAUCGUCGAUCCGGCUGGCUUGGCCAAACUCUGGGGUAUCCAGAAGAAUCACUUGUCCAUGAACUACGACAAGAUGUCUCGGGCCCUUAGGUACUACUACCGCGUCAACAUUCUGCGGAAGGUCCAAGGCGAGAGGCACUGUUACCAAUUCCUGCGAAAUCCUUCGGAGCUGAAGAACAUCAAGAACAUAUCACUUCUGCGUCAGACACCAACAACAUCAACUGGCACGUCUACAGCCACAACAAAUGGUUCUGCCACAACAAUGGGUGGUACCAGCACCUCAACAUACUCCUCAGCAUCUUUCCCAUCGUCACCCAGCGCCUUCCAGACGAGCUUCCACCACUUGUCCGUGUCCAAUGGCUCAAAUUAUCCGGUCAAGCGGGAAUAUGUGGACGUGAGGAGCUUCCCGCCCGUGUCCACGGUUAAGAGUGAGUCAAUGGAUGUGGGAACAGAAGAUAUGCCCACCGAUCUCAGCAUAGGCGCUGACCGAAAGUACACAAUCUCCAGAGUCGAGCCUGAAUGCUUUCCAGAAUUGUUUUAUUUGCAUUUGCUAGGCUCAUCAAGAAUUCAAAUGGGGUAACGACAAUUCAGCUCGUGCAGCGACAGGAGCACAAUUCCACAUCACCACUGCCAGGAUCCUCAACAUCAGACCGAGGAUCACCCAGUGGAGUGGAAAAUGUGGCCCAGAGCCGCGAGAGUGCAUCACCAACUGAGGAUUCGACGAUGCCCACGGAUCUCAGGAAGACAUCCGAGAGUACUGCCGGCCCCUUUAGUGCUCAGAGCCUCAUGAAGAGUGACAAUAACUAAAAACAAAAAGCGAGAUUUCUUUUAUUAUUAUUUUUUUUUGUUUGAGACAAUCAACGAUAACAAUGAUAAUUAUGCGUGAUCUUAUAUCGCCAUCAAUUGAGCAAGAUAUAAAUAAUCAAUUUAUGGGGUGGAACAUUGUCGAUAAGUUAGUGUUAUGUGGAUCGAUGUGAAAAGAUCAAAUUUCACCGACACUCUUAAAUACAAUAAAUACGUGCCAAUUUCAUUACAAACUCUUUGUUUUUAAGAGAUUUAUCAUUAAAAAAAAAUGCAUCGUGUAGUGUUAUUUGGAGAUGAAAAUGGAGUACAUUUUAGGAAGUAUAACUAAAGAAACAAAGGUUAAUAUUUCAUAUUGAAUUUAUUUACAAAAGAAAAAAAAACAAUGAAAAUAACAAAAUAAAAAGUAUUGGAUAUAAUAAAGAUUAUUAAAAACAAAAACAUGAAAAAUUACUCAAAUUUGUUGAAAAAAGCUUCAGCAAAAGCAUUUUACUGCGAAAUUUUGUUACACUGUUUUCUAUUUGUAGUUUAAAAACAAAAAAAAAAAAAAUAAAAAACAUAAAAAAACAAUAAUCUUAAGACUAAAGAACACAUAGUGAAAAAAUAUAAUUAUAUACAGAGUAAGACUUGAAAAAAAAAUUGUUCAUUGAUGCUCAAUUUGAGCAUCAUUUAUUGUAUAAAGAAAAUCCCUUAUUUAUAAUUUAUCUCUUAUCUAUAGAAAACACAUCUGUCAACGAAAAUAAUUUUGAGUGUUGAUUUUUAAAAGAAAUAGAAGGAAUUAAACAAAAAAUCUGUGCAAUUUUUUUUGUAAAACUCUUAACGACAUAAAUUGAAUCGAACAUAAUCAUUGGGAAAUAGGUUAAAAAUUAAUUUAGACAAAAAAAACAAAUACUUUGAGGUGUAACCAGGAAAAAAUGUGAAAAUAAAAUAUAUUCCAAGAUUGUCAAAUUUCUUUCUACAAAAAAAAAUCACAGCAAAAAGAGAAACAAAUUAGGCUCUAUAUUAAAUUGAUGAAGAAGAAAAAAAAAGAGCACAAGUGAUAUUUUUCAAAAUUCAAAACAAUUUAAAAAAAUAAAGUAAAAUAUUUUGUAGAAAACUUACUGCAACGAAAUUAUCAUUACAAAAAAAUGUUUGAAAAGGUUAGAAAUAUUUUUGUAAAAAAAAAGAAAAAAAAAGUAGCUUUAAGAAUCACUGUCAGAUUUAUGCAAAAAAAGGACUUUUUCUUCAUGGAAAUGUGUAAUACUUUCUGUCUUCUCAAAGUAACAGAGUCUUUAAAGAAGAAGAGAUCGAAUGACGCAGUCAAGGAAAUGGCAAAAAAUUUUAAACAUUUGAACAGAAUUGUAUUAGCUUUUUAUUGUGAAUUUUUUUCUAAAAAAAAAAGAUUUUAUUUACUCCUAAUAUAAGUUUCGUUUUAGUAUAAAUUUUUAUCACUAUAAAUUCUAACUUCUUUGUACAUAUUACAAUAGAAAAUAUAUUUCUACAGCAAGGAAAAUAUAAUUACAAUGAAAAAAAAAUGGAAAUAAAAAUUUAAAACAGAA